Molecule: messenger RNA, 1398 nt
Organism: Spirodela intermedia
Lineage: Eukaryota; Viridiplantae; Streptophyta; Magnoliopsida; Alismatales; Araceae
Source: the annotation of a GenBank genome assembly
AUGGUCUCCAUGCUCUUCCUCGGGUACCUCGGCGAGCUCGAGCUGGCGGGCGGCUCCCUCGCCAUCGGCUUCGCCAACAUCACCGGCUACUCGGUCCUCUCGGGCCUCGCCAUGGGGAUGGAGCCCAUCUGCGGUCAGGCCUUCGGCGCCAAGCAGCGCAAGCUCCUUGGCCUCACCCUGCAGCGGACGGUCCUCCUCCUCCUCGCCGCCUCCCUGCCCAUCGCCUUCCUCUGGAUCAACAUCCGCUGGAUCCUCACCUGGUGCGGCCAAGAUGCGGAGAUCGUUUCCACCGCCGGCGACUUCAUCGCCCUCGCCGUCCCCGACCUUCUCUUCCUCUCCCUCCUUCACCCCCUCCGUAUCUAUCUGCGCACGCAGAGCAUCACCCUCCCGAUCACCUGCUCCUCCGCCAUCUCCGUGGCCCUCCACGUCCCCCUCAACUACGCCCUCGUGGUGCGCCUCCGCAUGGGCAUCGCCGGCGUCGCCGCCGCCAUGGUCCUCACAGACCUCAACCUCUGCCUCUGCCUCCUCGGCUACGUUCUCGCCUCCGGCGUUUACCGCGACUCCUGGGUCAGCCCCAGCGUUGACUGCCUGCGGGGGUGGUCAACCCUGGUCCGCCUCGCCGUCCCCACCUGCACCUCGGUCUGCCUCGAGUGGUGGUGGUACGAGCUGAUGAUCAUCCUCUGCGGGCUGCUGGUCAAUCCGCGGGCCACCGUCGCCGCCAUGGGGAUCCUCAUCCAGACCACCUCCCUGGUCUACGUCUUCCCUUCCUCCCUCAGCCUUGGGGUCUCCACCCGCGUGGGAAACGAGCUCGGGGCAGGCCGCCCGGCGCGGGCCCGUGCCGCCGCCGUGGUAUCUCUGGGCUGCUCGGCCGUGAUGGGCCUUCUGGCCAUGGGCUUCACCAUGGCGGUGCGGCACCGGUGGGGGCGGCUCUUCACCGCCGACGAAGAGAUCCUGGAGCUCACGGCGGCGGCGCUGCCCAUCGCGGGGCUGUGCGAGCUCGGCAACUGCCCCCAGACCACCGGCUGCGGGGUCCUGCGGGGCAGCGCGCGGCCCAGCGUAGGGGCCAACAUUAACUUGAGCUCCUUCUAUCUGGUGGGCAUGCCGGUGGCGGUGCUGCUGGCGUUCCCCGCCGGCAUGGGAUUCUGGGGACUGUGGUUGGGCCUGCUGGCGGCGCAGGCGUCGUGCGCGGCGCUCAUGGCUUGCGCCAUCGUCCGCACGGACUGGGCGGCAGAGGUGGUCAGGGCCAGGAGGCUGACGACGGCUGACGACCAGGAGGUCGCCACAGUCGGAGAGAAGAAGGCCGCCGACUUGGAGGAGAUCUUCUUCUGUGGCGGCCCCCCUGAGGAGAAGCCCCAGCUGGAAAGGGAUCCUCUAAUCUCCUCUCCGUCACCCAACUGA